AUGCCUGUCAUCACACCUAACCAAGUCACAGAGGACAAGCUUAGCCUUAACGCUGUCAAUGGUUGGUUCAAGCACUUAGGGACAGUUAUCAACAUUGCAAUUGAUGUUCACAGCGCCAAGGCACUCGUGAGUUUACCUGAGCACACUGAGGCUCAUGCUGCAUGGAAGUUGGAGGAUGCUGUAUUUGGGAAUUGGUUUGCGAAGGUCUUUUGGCAUCGGCCCAUGGGAGGACAUGGGCAAACAGGGUCACAAAUGCUAGUGGCCUCCGCACCACUAUUGGCAAACCUGGCUGCGCAAGAUACCCCCACACCUUCUGUACCAUCCCAGCCUCCUGCAGCACCGCCCACAACUCCCUCCUUGAGGCAGAAGUUGCUGGAGCAGCAGAUAUCAGAGAAGGAGGGGAUCCUAGCAAGAUUGCAGAAGUUGGGAGAAGAGAUGACAAUUUCAUCAGUACCACCAUUGGCUACCCCUGCCAAGCUCCAUUCACCUGCACCUGUCUCAACUACUCAAAACGAUCACGAGUGGAAGAGAGAGAGGGAUGAUGAAAUUCUUGUCAAUUUUAGGACGAGAGCAGCUGCUGAGCAGGGUUUUGCCAAAGGAUCAACCAUUGUUGCAGUAGGGCCAGUGAAAAUAUCAUGGCACACUGCCCAGCAAUUGCAAGCAAGACCUCAAGGUGUCACUGUGCCCUCAUUCUGA
Molecule: messenger RNA, 696 nt
Organism: Suillus subaureus
Lineage: Eukaryota; Fungi; Basidiomycota; Agaricomycetes; Boletales; Suillaceae
Exons: 5
Coding region: 1-696 (231 amino acids)
Cellular component (GO): nucleus
Molecular function (GO): RNA binding
Source: RefSeq, a predicted model, not a curated record